AUGAGGGAUUAUCCACCAAGCCGCUGGGCUCCCUCGGAAAGCCGAAGCUCUCAAUCCCCCCUGUCUCUACGCUCUAUCAUCCCUCUCUGGCUUCCCCCGUCCGAUGAUGUAAUAGCGGAGCGGAGCGGAGGGAUGAGAUGGAGACUCAGGAAAUAUGCUGCUGCCAUCAUGUACGUGAUGGGAGCACUGGGCCCGGCGGCUGGUUACCUGCUGGGAGGAGUCCUCAUCGGCUUCUACGUGGACCCGAAGACGGCCGUAACCAUCGACCAGAGCGACCCGCGCUUCAUCGGCAACUGGUGGAGCGGGUUCCUCCUGUGUGCCGUGGCCAUGCUGCUAGUCAUCUUCCCCAUGUUCACCUUCCCCAAGAAGCUGCCGCCCCGACACAAGAAGAAGAAGAGGAGGAAAAAGGUGAGCUUGGACGACCUGUCCAGCGACGACGACGUGCUGAAGGAGAAGAGCAACAACAACAAGAACCAGGCCGUCACCUCGUCCAUGGGCUUCGGCAAGGACAUCAAAGACUUGCCCAAAGCGGCGGUGAGGAUCCUGAGCAACGUGACCUUCCUGUUCGUCAGCUUGUCGUACACGGCCGAGAGCGCCAUCGUCACCGCCUUCAUCACCUUCAUCCCCAAAUUCAUCGAGUCUCAGUUCGGCAUCCCGGCUUCCAACGCCAGCAUCUACACCGGUGAGCUGAU
Scomber japonicus (chub mackerel) is the source of this 692-nucleotide messenger RNA. Its product is annotated as solute carrier organic anion transporter family member 5A1-like. Gene Ontology annotation, biological process: sodium-independent organic anion transport; transmembrane transport. The record is from RefSeq and is a predicted model, not a curated record. NCBI's taxonomy places the organism in Eukaryota, Metazoa, Chordata, Actinopteri, Scombriformes, Scombridae. The transcript has 4 exons. The annotation marks the transcript as partial. Gene Ontology annotation, cellular component: membrane.